AAAGUCAAAUCAAGUUUUGAAAACAUGGCAUCCGCUUUACUGGGACGGGUGUCAUCAAUAUCUAAAACUGCUUUAGCCUUGCCGUUGAAGGGUCUUGUCUACAGACGGUUGUUCAGCAGUGGGACCAGGGCAUUGAGUGAGACUGGACCCCCCCAGGCUAAAUUCUUUCCUGCAAAUGAGGGAUCAAUGCUGCUCCCUGGGACUUACAAAGGCAAAGUGGCCUUUAUCACAGGAGGAGGAACGGGGCUGGGAAAAGGCAUGACCACAACACUGUCAGCACUAGGGGCAGAGUGUGUCAUCGCUAGCAGAAAACUGGACGUUUUGAAAAAGACUGCAGAGGAAAUUACAGCCCAGACAGGAAAUAAGGUCCAUGCUGUGCAGUGUGAUGUGAGAGACCCCAAGGCAAUUGAAGCUGCUGUGGACCAACUGGUCGAGGUUGCUGGUCUCCCUGAUGUGGUGAUCAACAACGCUGCAGGGAACUUCAUCUCCCCCUCAGAGAAGCUGUCUGCCAACGCAUGGAGGACCAUCACAGACAUUGUCCUGAACGGCACGGCCUUUGUCACCCUGGAGCUGGGCAAGAGGCUGAUACUGGCCGAGAAGGGUGCUGCGUUUCUGGCCAUCACCACUAUCUACGCAGAGACCGGCUCUGGAUUCGUUGUGCCCAGCGCGGCUGCCAAGUCAGGAGUGGAAACUCUGUGCACGUCUCUGGCUGCGGAGUGGGGGAGGUAUGGCUUGAGGUUUAAUGUCAUCCAGCCAGGACCAAUCAGAACCAAGGGGGCCUUCAGUCGUCUCGAUCCCACGGGCAUGUUUGAGAAGACCAUGAUCGGCAGGAUACCCGUGGGCAGGCUGGGCACGCCCGGAGAGAUUGCCAACCUGGCAGCCUACCUGUGCAGUGACUACGCCAGUUGGGUGUCUGGAGCGAUCAUUCGAAUGGACGGUGGAGAGUAUGUCUCCAUGGCAGGAGAAUUCAAUGAUCUGAGGAGGGUCACUAAGGAGCAGUGGGCUAUGAUGGAGACCAUGAUCAGGGGCACCAAGGGAUCCUAAGAAGUCAAGAUGGGAUGAUACUAACUCUACCACAGUUAAUGCUCCAGGGAAACAUAGACACAAAGAUACUGUACACACAUACAAUCUUUCCCUCGGUUUCUGACCUAGAACAGAGAUUAUACCAUGUCAGGGAAUAUGGUUACAGGAUCGACACACACACAGCCUUCUCUGCAAACACACACUCUCACCCACUCUCACUUAACCUCAAGCCUUAUGUCUCAAUGCCUAAUGAACAAAUAGACAGCAUGGUGACAGUAGGACAGCGUUUAAGGAGAAAAUGGCUUUAUCAGGAGGCCAACUAUUUAGAGGAGGUUUGAGAGAGAGAACCUUUUAGUUCUCACUGUGUCUGAGAUUCUACUGGCUACAGCACUUCCUGGAUGAAACUGGCUUCUCAUUGGUUGAAAAGCUUGUCCGUUCCUACGAUUGGCUUGGUAUUUUGCCAGUAACAUUUAUCAUUUGUUUUUACGAUUCCUUGAAAAUAAUGAAUUCUGUUCUUUAAAAAAAAGCAUGUUUCAAUUGCCUAUCGAAGUUGACCUCCAGUAUUGCUAUUCAUUACUGUUAAGUGAUUGUCUUGUGCUCUGUGUGUACAAUACGUGAGGUUUACAAGGAUUUGUCUAUAUGGAGUAUGUUGAAUAAAAGACAGUAGACAUUUUA
Molecule: messenger RNA, 1698 nt
Organism: Coregonus clupeaformis (lake whitefish)
Lineage: Eukaryota; Metazoa; Chordata; Actinopteri; Salmoniformes; Salmonidae
Product: 2,4-dienoyl-CoA reductase [(3E)-enoyl-CoA-producing], mitochondrial-like
Biological process (GO): fatty acid beta-oxidation
Cellular component (GO): mitochondrion
Molecular function (GO): 2,4-dienoyl-CoA reductase (NADPH) activity
Source: RefSeq, a predicted model, not a curated record